Oreochromis aureus is the source of this 3675-nucleotide messenger RNA. RefSeq names its product growth hormone-regulated TBC protein 1-A-like. Lineage: Eukaryota; Metazoa; Chordata; Actinopteri; Cichliformes; Cichlidae. The record is from RefSeq and is a predicted model, not a curated record. Bases 2089 to 3138 code for a protein of 349 amino acids. The transcript has 8 exons.
AGGGGGGAAAAUGUUUGGAAAUACCAGAAAACUGCUUCUCAUUUAAUAUUUUCAGUUUUUCUGGUAAUUCUCUAUAAACUCAAGAAAUGGUUGUGUAGGUCAGCCGUUUUUCAGAUACUCAGACCAGCCUGUCUGCCACAUUCAAAGUCACUUAAAUCACCUUUUUUCCCCAUUCUUAUGCUUGGUUUAAGCUUCAUCAGGUCAUCUUGAUCUUGUGUACAUAACUAAACGCACUGAGUUCCUGCCACGUGAUUGGUUGAUUAGAUAUUUCUGUUAACAAGCAGUUGAAGAGGUGUACCUAACAAAGUGGCCAGGUAGUGUACUUUUGUUCUCUUGUGUGGCAUCAUCUGCUUUGGGAUCAUAUGCAACUCAUGCACAACGCUGACUUCUAGAGGCAAGUCACAUUUAUGUUUGUAGGUUGAAUUAUUUAAGCUACCCUCAUAGGUCAAUCAAAUCUGUUCAAGUAUCAUUAAAAUACUCUUUCACCAGAAGUAAUUCAACUCCAGCAAAGUUUCUUUUAGGGCUAAAAUGGCUUAAGGGUUCAUCUAUUUAUUUCCAGGGAUUGUCUUUGUAAAUAAUUAGAAAGUAAAAGCUCUGUUAAUAACUGCAGUACUCCUGAGUUUCUGACUAAAAAUAAGUGAAAUAGGAAGGUACAACAAUGGUGUUGCAGAGGAGACAAAUCCAGAUUACUUUCAGAGUAUGAUUCCACAAAACAGGACAUAUGAUUGUUAUUUUUGUAGUCUGUUUGCAGUUAAAAUAAUUGUAUUUAGUAUAUAUUGUUAAGAGUACUCCGUGUGAGGUGCCACUAUAGCUCAACUGGUUGUGCUGAGGGCUAGUGACCUGGGUUUGAGUCCACUUUGAGCCUUUCUCCGUCACUCUAUGCACUGUACUACCCACCAAAGGGUGAGUGUGGUGUGUAGACCAAAAUCUGUAUAUAAAAGAUGGCUGUAACUCGCCAUAAAAAUCACCCACUGGUUUGUAAAGUCCUGUUUUGGGGCCUUGAGGAUGAGCAUUCUUGGUGUUUUGAAAUCACAGGCGGUGAGUGACACUGCACGCUCAUACUGUACCGACUAAUGCAGCCACGCGCUAAAGUGUUCACUGUUUUAUUUACCAGCUUUGAGUUUAUUUGGGACUAGAGUGUACAAAUGAGUCAUUUUGUGUUAAAACUGAGACUUAAAAGUGUCAAAUGAGAACAUGAACCUACCAGUGUGCUUACUGAGGUCAUAAAGGAAGAAUGCAGGUUUAAGGCACUUCAACAUUCCAGGUCAUUUUUCAGACCUGGAGGCUACAUCCAUCUCCAUCUUUUUUAGUCUUUUGUUUAAACUUUAUUAAACUUUAUAACACAGCACAUGGCCAUACAACACGAAAAAUAUGCCGAGUUAAAAUUAACAGAAUGGAAAGGGGGUACAUAGGGGAGUAUGGGAUAUGAAUGAGUGUAUUGCAUGUGUUCAUCUUAUAUAUACAGUCUGUUGUUUCCACCAGCUCCAGGUGGAAAUAUCAGCUGUCUGUGUCUGUGAAAAAUAAUGUUGAAGUAAGGUGAGACUGAACCACAGUAAUGCUGUCUGAUAAUUCAGUACUGCGGGCUACACGUUUCAAAACACGAUGUAUUCCAAAUAUAAAAUAUUGGCUAAGGCCACCUAACUUCUCCGUGUUAAUAAUAUUUCUGCCCAAACAGAUCACCUUUGAAACAUUGAUCAGCUGGAAAUUUGGGUUUGACUCCAAAUUCUUUUAAAGAAAUACAGUUUUUACCUGCUGCAGGAAAUUAAUAAAAUGUUGGAAUUACAGCCAGCAGAGGACAUAAGAGCAAACACUACAGUGUCUCUUCCUCCAACUGUUUUGUGUGCAAACAGAAGUACACGCCUGUUGCUGUUACCUGUGGGUUUCUUCAUGCUAGCUCCUCCUCUCAGCAGUGGCUGCUGUAAGGUGAGCCAUAGGAAACUCAGACCGCUUUGUUAUUUACCUUGACAACAGCUGGUUCUUUUCCAGGGAAUAAAAAUGGAAUAAGCUUCCUGCUCCCAGUUGUUUUUUCUUUUUCUUUUCUUUUCUUUUGCUUUCUUGGACUACUUUACCUUUAGCACAUGAGACACAAUGGAUGGGGAAAUGAAAGGAAAUGCUAUGCAGGCUCUGGCCGAUUAUGAUGACAGUGACAGGAUUGACGCCUACGGUUUUGAGAGACGUGGCGAUAUCGACUCCUACAAGGAGAUGAUGAAUCAGUAUGUAGAUGUCCUCAACAGGAGGUCCAUGAGAUGGUCGAAGCUCCUUCAGGAGAAGCCUCAUGUGGAGAAGAACUUCACAGUGAAGAGGUUUGUUCGUAAAGGUGUGCCUAAUGAGCACCGUGCCAGGAUCUGGAUGGCGGCUAGUGGUGCCCAGGAACAGCUGGAGAGUAAGCCAGGUUAUUACCAGUCUCUGCUGGGCAUGGAGCAUGACACCAAGCUGAAAGAAACCAUUCACACAGAUAUGCACAGGACCUUUCCUGACAACAUCCUGUUCAAGAGCAAAGCAGAGCCAGGCAUGCAGAAGGCUCUGUUCAAUGUCCUGCUGGCCUACGGACACCAUAAUCCUACAGUGGGCUACUGUCAGGGCAUGAACUUCAUUGCAGGCUACCUCAUAAUCAUCACGAAAGACGAAGAGAAAUCCUUCUGGCUUAUGGAUGCACUGGUGGGCAGGAUACUCCCAGACUACUACACCCCGGCCAUGUUGGGUCUGAAGACUGACCAGGAGGUCCUUGGUGAGCUGGUUAAGGUCAAAGCUCCUGCGGUCGGACAGCUCAUGGCCCAGUACCCCGGCAUAUGGACGCUGGUGGUGUCUCGCUGGUUUAUCUGCCUCUACAUUGAUGUACUCCCUAUUGAGACUGUUCUGCGGGUCUGGGAUUGUCUUUUCUACGAGGGAUCCAAAGUACUUUUCCGCGUGGCUCUUACUCUCAUCCUUCACCACCAGGCAGAGAUCCUGAGAGCGCGCUCUUUGCCUGACGUGUGCGAAUGCUUCAAACAGAUCACUUCUGGGGCUUUCACUCUGGACUGCCACACCUUUAUGCAGAAGAUCUUUACGGAACCUAAGAGCCUGUCGAUGUCGACUAUUGAUAAACUGAGAGAGAAAUGCAGACAACAAAUUCUCAAGGAGGAAUCAGGACACCCAUGAGGUUCAGGACGCACUUUCCCCUUAUACUGGAUGUAAUAAAACAAAGGCUCAGGCAGCGUAAGUAACACUGUACAGUCAGGAACUUAUGAAACAUGACUACAGGAACUGUAUGAAACAUACAUGUUGGUGACUCUUCUGGUUACUUCUGUGAUUUAUACUUUGUUACACUCUAAUCUGGCAGACUGGGUAUCUAAAUAUGAAGGCUUAUGCUUUUGAGCCUUUUCUUUUGAUUUUGACUCCAAUCUUUCACCUACUAUAUUUGCUGCUAUAUAUACAGAAGUACAUUAAGAUCAUAACACGACACCAAACAGCAUUUACAUGUGUAUUUUUAAGAACACUUUUGCUUUGGUGAUUAUGGACGGAUCACUUAUUUUUACUGUGAAUACUUUUAGUUUUGUCUCUUGCCUUUAGGACUGCUGUUUACAAGAGAACGUAAAGCUGAAGGGUCACGCUUUUAAUGUGGUGGUUUCUGUCCAAAUUUAUGGAGCUCAGUCUCAUUUUUCACUUUUUGUUGUAAAAUAAAACCCAUUAACUUAC